AUGUCUAUAUUGUUCUGCCAGUUCCGGAAAGCUCCCGAAGGCUCACCCAAGAAAUUCAAAGCUCAAAAGCAGUUCCUGGAUAUGAUGUCCCACAGGAUGCACAUAGACCACAGUAUGAUGCUCAUUGGGAAGCUUUUGUUUGGAUAUGAGAAAGGUCCUAAAGUGCUGAAGACUACACGCAAGAGAGAUGUCAUCCUAAAAUUUGCAGGAUCUGAUGCUAGUAAUUUGUUUGGCACAUUUGUGAAAGUUAGACAGACACAAAACAGUUUCCCAUUUGGCUCAUGUAUCAACAGAACAAAUAUAGACAAUGAAGAUUUUGUUGAUUUCUUUGUUAAGAAUUUCAACUGGGUUGUCUUUGGAAAUGAGUUGAAAUGGCCAUGGACAGAAACACAACAAGGCAACUUUAACUAUAAAGACGCUGACGAGAUGUUGGACUUGUGUAAGAGCCACAACAUAGAGAUCAGUGAUCAUUGUAUCUUCUGGGAAGUGAAAUAUACCAUCCAGUCAUGGGUCCGCUCAUUGAACAAAAAUGACCUGAUGAUAGUAGUUCAGAAUCGUCUUAAUGGUCUUCUCACACGGAAUAAGGGCAAGUUUAGGCACUAUGAUGUAAACAACGAAAUGCUGCAUGGUUCUUUCUACCAAGAUAGACUGGGAAAAGAUACCAGAUCAUACAUGUUCAAGAUAGCCCAUCAACUGGACACAUAUGUCAUAUUAUUUGUGAAUGAUUAUCAUGUUGAGGAUGGAGAUGACACUAGGUCGUCUCCAGAGAAGUACAUUGAACAUAUCCUUGACCUGCAAGAACAAGGUGCACCUGCUGGAGGUAUAGGAAUACAAGGACAUAUAGAUAGUCCAGUUGGGGAUGUCUCCUCAAUAAACGAGCAUGUUCUAGCUGCAGGUCAUGCUCCGGGAAGCCUUUGCUCACCCUUCAGUGGAAGGCAUCAUGCUGGGAGCUCUUAAGAAUGAGUGGUUGAUGCAGAAGGUAGUAUUAAUGAAGUUGGAAAGAGAUAUCUUUCUCUUAAGAAUGAGUGGUUGACUCAUGCUGAUCACGGUCACAUUGAUGAUAAAGGAGAGUUCAAAUUUAGAGGCUUCCAUGGGGCAUACGAAAUUGAAGUUGUAACGCUUACCAAGAAAAUAUCAAAGACGUUUGUGGUGGACAAGGCUGAGUCACCUCUGGUGAUCACCAUAAACUUAUAGUUCCUUGGGCCCGAAUAAGUGGUCCAUUUUUAUUGUAUUCUCUGUUAAUGGUUUUCUCAUUGGAAUUGGA
Messenger RNA from Nelumbo nucifera (sacred lotus), 1264 nucleotides. Lineage: Eukaryota; Viridiplantae; Streptophyta; Magnoliopsida; Proteales; Nelumbonaceae. The record is from RefSeq and is a predicted model, not a curated record.